GCCUAAGGAUUCUUCUUCAUCUCACUAACCCAUUAAUCUUUCUUUAUUACUGUAAUUAACAAAGCCCUCUCUGAAUUCCCUCAUUUACUUUCCAGUAUUGUAAGUGAUUGUUUCAAAGUUUGAAUUGUUUUGUCGUCUUUCCCACACGACCCUCAUUUAUGGAAAUGGUUCUGAGAAUGGUCGAUGCAAAAGCAUUGGUUUUAGUGCAUCAGAGUUCGAAAUAAUGUUAUCUUUUUGUGGAUUUCCUCUUAAUCCUUUCAAAUUUUCUAUGGAUUGAGGUUGUGUAAAUGUGUAUCCGUAUUUAUUGCGUGAGUUGGUCCAAGGAGGAAGCGAGUUACAGAUAUGGUGAGUUUUCAAAGCGUGUAUGAUAUUAGGGAAAAUUUCUGUCCUCGCUAGUUUUUCCUGUUUGCGUUGCAGUACAAAUGCUUAAGAAAAUGCGUCAUAGAAAGUGAUGGCUUUUCCAUUGCAAAGGUUUUCUGCGAAGAUAAAGGGAAUUGGAGAGGCAAGUUCUUGAAGGUUGAAAGGCAAAGGCUAAGAGAGAGAGAGAGAGAGAGAGAAGAUGCCAGCGGUUUGGUUUGCCUUAAAGAGAUCACUACAGUGCAGAUCACAGCCAUCAGAUGUCUAUGAUCCAAGGGCUAAUGGGAAUCUUAGCAACAUAUUGACAAAGAAAACAGGCAGGUCUGGGUGUUCAAGGUCUAUUUCAAAUCUCAGAGAUGUCAUCCAUGGAAGCAAGAGGUAUGUGGAAAAACCACCAAGCUGUAGUCCAAGAUCCAUUGGGAGUAGCGAAUUUCUAAACCCAAUAACCCAUGAAGUAGUCUUCAGUGAUUCCACCUGUGAAAUUAAGAUAACUGGGGUUGGUGCUUUUCAAGAAAACAAUGGCACUGGAAUUGGUGGCGGUGGCAGUGGCAGUGGCAGUGGUGGUGGAAAUGGCUCAACCUUUCUGGGUUCCCUCAGGCCUGGUACCCCUGGCCCUGGAGGGCACCAUCUGGUGCCCCAGCACAACCCUAGGCUCUCCUCCACCCUUCCCAGAAACACACCUAAAAGUUUUUCUAGGAGGGAAGGCUCUGGAUUCAAUGGUAUUCCUCCAAACCCUAGGGUUUCUUUUGCAAAAGAUUCCCUUGGUUCUUCAACUUUGACUUGCCAUAAAUGUGGUGAACAAUUUGCGAAGUGGGAGGCUGUUGAAGCACACCAUCUCUCCAAACAUGCUGUCACUGAACUUACUGAAGGAGACUCAUCUAGGAAGAUUGUAGAGAUGAUCUGCCGGACUGGGUGGUUGAAGUCCGACGGCAAUUCUGGCCACAUUGAGAGAAUUUUGAAGGUCCAUAAUAUGCAAAAAACAAUUGCUCAAUUUGAAGAAUACAGAGAAACAGUGAAGAUCAAAGCUAGCAAACUGCAAAAGAAACAUCCCCGUUGCCUAGCCGAUGGGAACGAGCUCUUAAGGUUCCAUGGCACAACUGUUGAAUGUUCUCUUGGUGUAAAUGGCUCAUCUAGCCUUUGCACAUCGGAUAGAUGCAAUGUGUGUCAAAUUCUAAGACGUGGGUUUUCAGCAAAGAAGGAACUCAAAGGAGGUAUAGGCGUCUUCACUACCUCUACAAGUGGGAAAGCACUGGAAUCUAUCCAAGUAUUUGAUGACAAUUCAUCGGUAAGGAAGGCUCUAAUAGUAUGUAGAGUGAUCGCCGGUAGAGUCCACAGACCCUUGGAGAAUUUUCAAGAAAUUGCUGGUCAAUCAGGAUUCGACUCUGUCGCUGGAAACAUGGGUAUUUAUUCCAACAUUGAGGAACUCUUUUUGCUGAAUCCCAGGGCCCUCCUUCCUUGCUUUGUGGUAAUUUUCAAACCAUGAAACUGCAAAAAUCCAAGUGCUUAUUAUCAGUUGGAAGACAUGAUCAAGUAGCUAGUCAUUUUUCUUCUUCCAAAUUUCCACUAGAAUAGUUCCUGAAAAUUUCUGGUCUCUCUCCCCACUCUAACAAGAGGAUUUCCCUCUUCAUCACCCUUUCAUUUUGCUCGAGAAUUGUGCAGUAACCCAAAAAUUUUCUAGGGAAAGGUCAACUUCAAACUUAGCCAAUGAAUUAGGGAAGUGCCUAUUUGUGGAAGAUGAGUUAUGGGUGCUUGUGGGGAUAUUACCGUCGUGGAGUUGAAGACAAAAAAUGGAUUGGAUGGCCAUUUCCAUUGCUUAGCAGAAAGGAGCAUGUGGUCCUAGAUGUUGUUGGGUCAUUUCAUUUUCUUUGGGUACUUUAGGUAAACAACCAUUUGAAUCAAUGUGAGGAAGAUGGUGAUCUCUGUUCUUGCUGUGUGCAUAUAUCUAUAUAUAUUUGUCUUUUGCA
Diospyros lotus (date-plum) is the source of this 2321-nucleotide messenger RNA. RefSeq lists its product as uncharacterized. Lineage: Eukaryota; Viridiplantae; Streptophyta; Magnoliopsida; Ericales; Ebenaceae. The transcript has 2 exons. The coding region runs from base 560 to 1840 and encodes 426 amino acids. The record is from RefSeq and is a predicted model, not a curated record.